Molecule: messenger RNA, 1687 nt
Organism: Tachysurus vachellii
Lineage: Eukaryota; Metazoa; Chordata; Actinopteri; Siluriformes; Bagridae
Gene: tnfsf10
Product: TNF superfamily member 10
Exons: 5
Coding region: 91-975 (294 amino acids)
Biological process (GO): immune response
Cellular component (GO): membrane
Molecular function (GO): tumor necrosis factor receptor binding
Source: RefSeq, a predicted model, not a curated record
GCUCCUCCUCCUCCUCGCUGUGGUGUGUUUUCUCUUCAUGUACAGAACAGAAACCGGAGUUGGAGCUGCUUUAGUUUGCUGUUGAUCAUCAUGUCGAGUUCCCGCACAAUGCAGUACAUCGGCCUCCUGCUGCUCGCCGCCAUCCUGCUGCAGACCAUCGCUGUGGCCGUCACCUUCAUCUACUUCAGCAAUGUUCUGAACACGAUGAAGGAGACUUUUUCCAAAAGCAGUGUGUCGUGUCUGAUGCGCUCGAACCUGCGCACACUGAAAGGUUCUGAUCCGAGCAGUUCGGAGGGAAAAGACGACCCCUGCUGGCAGGUCACACAACAGCUUCACUUCCUCAUCGAGAAGUCGAUGUCUAAUCGCUACCAGGAAGAAAUCUCCUCAGCAGUUAAAGAUGAAGUGACCCGAGUUCUUCCCUCACUGGCGGUUCAGGACCAGGACGCUGCCUCACGGCCUAAGAUUGCUGCCCACGUCACGGGCAGUUACACUCAGGACUCAGACAAGGAUGUUGGAGGUGCCUCCAACAGGAAGGUGUAUGGCCAAAAAAUCCAGUCGUGGGAAUCUGAGAAAGGUCUGGCCUUCCUCCAGAACGUGGAACUGAACGAUGGAGAGCUGGUGGUGCCGCAGCCCGGACUGUACUACAUCUAUUCUCAGACGUAUUUCAAGCACACGCUUAUAGAGGAAGAGGAAGAAGAAGAGGAACACGAGGAAGACGAGGGUGCAGCCAGGGGAAAGCCCAUGCUGCAGUAUGUAUAUAAAAAAGUGGGAUCUUAUCCGGUGCCGAUCUUACUGAUGAAGAACGCAAGGACGACCUGCUGGUCCCGGGAUGCUGAGUUCGGCCUGUACUCCAUCUACCAGGCGGGACUUUUCCAGCUUGGAGGCGGAGACAGGCUGUUUGUAACUGUCAGUAACGUGAGCACCAUUGAAAUGGACGAGAAGUCAAGCUUUUUUGGUGCUUUCUUGGUCAGUUAGGUCCAACAUACUGCAAGAGGAAGAGUUUUUUUUACUGCUCAGUGGUUCCUGUGAUUCAGGACUCGGCUUGUUUUGUACUGUGCUCUCUUUGGAUCGCUGCCCGACAUCAACCUGACAUCACUCUGAGGAAAAAAACCCAUCAUUCAGGAGUCAGAAACACAUCAAGAGUCUGAGAUGAAGCUGAAUUCCGUCUACUUGAGACACAGGAACUGAGAAACGCUCAGCAGGUUGGGGAUAAAACCGACCGGUCGCAGAGAAACACCACGUUUUCUAUCCUGCGGACAGACGGAGAGAAAUUCCUGCACUCUGUAUAUCUGUAACUCAUAACAUUAAAGAAUUAGAUGAUUUUUCAUUUACUGAGAAACUGAACAUUCUGGUUUUGCUCUGACGUCAUCGGACAAUGACGUAUUGUGGCAUAUAAUGUAAUAUUUUCUGCCUUUAAAACUGAAUUUGUGAGAAAACUUCUGGAUAAAAACAGCUCAGAUUUCUUCUUUACUUUCGUUCACGUGUUUUUUUACACAACUUCCUUAUGAACUUUCAGCAUUUUCACUGCAGUGGUGUUUGUUUUAUUUAUGGAUAAAUCUGUGGAUGAUGAACGUGAGCAUCUGUGAGUUUAAACAGAAAUCAGCUGUGUAAAUUUAUUAAUCAUUUUUUACUCCAUUGACAGAUUUUAAAGCCUUUGCACUGAAUAAAGUCUCGAGUUUAAAAAGUU